AUGAGGAGACGUCCUUCCGUCUCGGGAGAAGAUGAGGAUGGCCCUAGAUCCGUGCCUGCCGCAAGCACAGAAGAGAUGGACCGAAAUGGGGAGGUGACAUCAAGAGACACCGGCCGCACUCUACGGCGAUCAUUUCAGAUGCAGGAGCGAAAGUCAAGUCGAGAUGCCACGGUCACGUCGACUGGAUCCGUCCAGGUCACCACGUCCAUGGCGCGAAACGGUCUCCGAGACUCUGCAUCGGAGGAGCGCUCGCCUUCGAACAUCACCAAGUCAAAAAGCUUUACAGAUACAAUGCCCGACCAUGUUCGCCAACCAACAACGCGAUUGCAAAAUCCAUGGAGGUGCUCUCUUUUGACACUAGCCACGAGUAUCAGUGCUAUUGUUCUGCUGCUCACCAUCGUCAAUUCGUUUCUCCACAUGCAGCAAGAUCCGAAAGGUUGCGCAAUGUCAUACAUGAUGCCUAUGUUCGCGCGAUUCUCAGACUUUGACACCGAGCACACCCGCUUCGCCAGUAAAUACUCGCUAUACAUGUACCGAGAGGGAGGAGUAGACGAAGACACCAGAGUAAAGGGAAUUCCGGUUCUGUUCAUCCCUGGGAAUGCUGGCAGCUAUAAACAAAUCCGACCGAUCGCUGCUGAAGCUGCACGCUACUUCCAUGAUGUGCUACGUAUGGAUGCAAACGCCAUUGCAGACGGGAAACGCCCGCUGGAUGUCUUCACGGUGGAUUUCAAUGAGGAGCUGGUGGCUUUCCAUGGGCAGACUUUGCUUGACCAGGCGGAAUACUUGAAUGAAGCGGUCGCAUACAUCCUGGCGCUUUAUCACAAUCCGCAGCGAUCAGAUCGAGAAUCCGGACUUCCCAACCCCAAAUCUGUCAUCAUCAUCGGUCAUUCCAUGGGAGGUGCCGUGGCUCGGGCGAUGCCCAGCAUGCCGAAUUAUCAAGAGAACACAAUCAACACCAUCCUCACGCUUUCAGCACCUCAUGCCCGCCCUCCAAUAUCCUUCGACCCGGCAAUGGUAUCGGCAUAUAACCGGAUCAACGCAUUUUGGCGAAACUCCUUUCUCUCAAAGUCGCGUAGAAAUUCUCUGGACGAUGUCACACUCGUGUCGGUUGCGGGCGGAGGCCUGGACACAAUGAUUCCCUCCGAAUAUACGAGCUUGACUUCGUUGGUGCCAGAUACCCAUGGCUUUACGGUAUUCACGUCCAGCAUUCCCAACGUCUGGACUGCGGCGGAUCACCUGGCUAUCAUGUGGUGCGACCAGGUGCGAAAAGCUCUGGUCAGGGCAAUCUUUGAUGUAAUCGAUGCGAGGAGACCUACGCAGACACGAGCACGUCCCGAGAGGAUACAAGCACUCCGCAAACGACUUCUCACAGGCAUGGAGCCUGUAGUCGCAAAAACAGCUAUCCAUCUUGCUCCCUCGAUGCAAUUGACUUUGGAGCACGAUCAUGCCACCGUGCUAGCCGAGGGAGAGCGACUGGUCUUUAGACCGUUGAGUGAUAGCGGCAAUCAUCGAGCACACGUCAUGCCCAUCCCUCACGUGCAAUCUCUCGGCCAGGGAGCAAAGUUUACCUUGCUCACCGACCAGGUGUUGGCCACCGCUGAAGGAGAGAGCGCUUUGUCUUUAUUCCUUUGCAAUCCUUCCUCCGCACAUGGCCUGGGGUCUGCCGGUCCAUCUCACACGUCUGGGCCAGGAGCUUACUUCGAUCGCUCUGACAAACUGGCUUGCACCAACAUAGCGUCCGAUAUAUCGCUACUUCCAGCGUCCCGUGGCGACUCUCACAAUUCAUUCGAUCAGUCGCAGCCAUUCUCCUACAUUCAAUACGAUCUGGCCGAAAUCUCAGGAUAUCACUACGUUACCGUGGUAGAGACGCCAAGCGAGUCAGGCAACGGCUGGCUGUUUGCGGAAUUCAGCAAUGAGAGCAAUUCGUCCGUUCUCAUCAAUCAAGGUCACCACGAAUUACUCCUUCACGGACUGGAGGUAGAGCUGCCCUCGAAUAGACCAUUGAUGACCGAGAUCAAGAUUCCUGAGAUCCAUUCCACUCUGUUCGCUUAUCGAAUGACCCUCGAUCGCCGCAUGUGCGACCAGAGCGUCGAAAGCUUUGCUCCACUCGUCCGACAAUACAUUGCCGAGCCCUACGAAUCGAAGUAUUUCGUCAACACCAAAGGCGGCAACAUCAAUGUGCACGGUCUCUCCCCGUAUAUGCCACCUCCACUGCAGGGUGGUGGCGCUACGGAAGGGCUGUCUCUUCAGUUGUGGACAGAUCCUACCUGCAAUUCCACAGUGACUGUCACCCUCAAAGUCGAUGUGUUGGGCAGCGCUGGUAAACUUGUCAUGCGAUACCGCACAAUUUUCGCCGCGUUCCCUCUUUUAGUCAUCGCGCUGGUGCUUCGAAAGCAAUUCAGUGUUUACGAUUCUACGGGUGUCUUCAUGAGCUUCACCCAAAGCAUGGAUCAGUGUAUUCGCACCUCCUUGCCCGCUAUCUUCAUCGCUCUGACAUUCUUCGGCGUCGCUGUGUCAAAGUCUAGUCGCAGCGUGUGGUCCCGACAAUUGUUUGGCGGAUUAGAGGAUGGCAAUGAGCUCAACCCCGACUUCACCAUCAACGACCUGAUGUUGGGCACGCCGGAUCCAUUCUUUUGGUUUCUCGUGCCGCUAUUUGCCAUCAUCAGCGUUGGGAUAUGCAUCGCCGCCAAUUACUUAAUCCUGCUCGUUAUUCACAUACUGGUCUUCAUCAUCACUCGCGCUCGGAACCUCAUUCGCAUGGCCGCAUCGACAACUGUUAGACCUCCCGCGGCCGGUAACUCAUAUAAUUAUCGUCUUGUCACUGCUGGUCUUCUUGUCCUGAUGGUCGUGACCGUCAUACCAUAUCAGCUUGCAUACCUCCUUCUCUGCAUUGCGCAAAUAAUCACCUGCAUUCGAGCUUUAAUCAUCGCACUCGAUUCCUCGUCCAGCUCAUCCUCAACCUCUCCGACGACUACCCCUUCACCGAACGUCAACUCUGCGACCGUCACAACAAGUCCGCAAGCCGCGCAGAACUUUUACAACUACGCCCACUCUCUGCUCGUGCUGAUGCUCUGGAUCUUACCAGGCAACAUGCCCGUCCUCAUAGUCUGGUUCCACAACCUUGCUGUGCACUGGUUGACGCCCUUUCCCGUCCACGACAAUUUACUCGCGGUGGUGGGAUACAUCGCGCUAGUCGAGAUCAUGGCCUCUGGAGAUAUGAUCCCUCGGAUCAACGGCCGGGUCCGCGUCCUCACGAAUCUCUUCACCUUCGCGCUCGCAUUGUACGCCGCCAUCUAUGGCGUCACAUAUGCAUACCGCAUGCACUACCUCAUCAAUGCGCUCUGCUUCUGGCUGGCGCUUCUCCACCUGUCUUGCAGUCCCCGCUCGCUGGCGAGCUGGACUGUCGUCCAGAAACCAGUCGAGACGAACAAUUCCUCGUCAGCAGCGGCGACCGCGAUAGACAAAAUGGAUCUCGACGGCAAGAAGCGCGGAUGA
Dissoconium aciculare CBS 342.82 is the source of this 3495-nucleotide messenger RNA. RefSeq names its product PGAP1-domain-containing protein. The transcript has 3 exons. Gene Ontology annotation, molecular function: phosphatidylinositol deacylase activity. The record is from RefSeq and is a predicted model, not a curated record. Gene Ontology annotation, cellular component: endoplasmic reticulum. NCBI's taxonomy places the organism in Eukaryota, Fungi, Ascomycota, Dothideomycetes, Mycosphaerellales, Dissoconiaceae. Gene Ontology annotation, biological process: GPI anchor metabolic process; endoplasmic reticulum to Golgi vesicle-mediated transport. The coding region runs from base 1 to 3495 and encodes 1164 amino acids.